ACUCAUUAACUUAUUUCUCCUGUGCCAAAAAAAUUGUACGAAAAUUUUCAACCAAAAAAAAAGUUGCACUUUCUUCCCAAAAAAGAAACCUACUUUAAUUUCUAACAUAAUCUUAACUAGUUUUGUUUCAUAAAUUAUGGCACACUCAAGUGAUUAUCAAGAAAAUUAUGAUCUUAAGAAAUGUAACGAAGAAUUAGAAAGGAAAUUAAGGGAAAGUCAAGUAAGAGAAAAAAAGAUAAGGGAAGAGUUAUAUAGAGCAUUGGAGAGGGCUAGAGUUGCAGAAGAAGGAGAAGAGAUGCUUUGUUCUCAAUUAGGAGAGCUUGAAGCUGAGGCUGUUGAUCAAGCUCGCGAUUUUCGAGCUCGAAUGUUAGCUUUAAUGGAGGAACUCUCCAAAGCACAGAAGUUACUUCAAGUUCAUUCUAUACCUAUACCAUAUAUUAAGGAGUGGUAGGUUUGAAUGUGUGAUUUGAGUUAGUAAUACUUUUUUCGUUCUGAAAUAAAUGAAACGCUUUUUUUUUAUUUUUUUAUGUGAGUGCGUUUUUAGAGAAGUAUUUUAUUUGUAUAAGAACAGAAAAGUAUAAUGUUUAUGUAAAUAGCUUUUUUUUUGCACCGGCUUACAAAUUAUUAAUGGUGUUUUUUAUAUGGACUAUAUAUUUGGAUUGAAGUUUGAUGUAUCAUGUGGUAUACAUAAUGAUUGAAUAACUUGAGAGUAGGUGAUGAUUUUCAUUUUUUUUCAUUUCCCUUUUAUGUAACUCCUUGUAUAAUAUGGUGUGUUUCAUGGUGGAAUUUUGUUUGA
Beta vulgaris subsp. vulgaris (sugar beet) is the source of this 796-nucleotide messenger RNA. RefSeq names its product protein RESPONSE TO LOW SULFUR 2. Gene Ontology annotation, biological process: cellular oxidant detoxification. Lineage: Eukaryota; Viridiplantae; Streptophyta; Magnoliopsida; Caryophyllales; Amaranthaceae. The record is from RefSeq and is a predicted model, not a curated record. The coding region runs from base 137 to 451 and encodes 104 amino acids. The transcript has a single exon.